Molecule: messenger RNA, 1179 nt
Organism: Stylonychia lemnae
Lineage: Eukaryota; Ciliophora; Spirotrichea; Sporadotrichida; Oxytrichidae
Source: the annotation of a GenBank genome assembly
AUGGAGCAUCAAGGAAGUAUGAGCAGUAAAUCUAAUAAAAAAAAUCGUACUCAAACAACCGAUAUAAGCAUUGACACUAAUAACGCAUCUUAAUUGGAUGUCUAAUACAGUUCUGAUGAUCACAGCAUCAGGCUUGGAAAGCAAAUGUCAUCAAUACCCGAAGAAAUCGAGGAAAAUAGACAUCAGUAAAAAUUUACUGGUAAAUCAAGCCAGAUGAGAGGAUCAGAGGGUCAAGCUAGCAAUUAGGAUAGUUUGUAUCCUCAUGUGGAUGAUAGAAAUAUGAAUGAUUUAGGGACAGAAAAUGACUCAGUUGAGAUUGAAAGAGUUUAAGAGGAUAGAAUGUCUGGUUCAAUGGUUUUGUCAGAGACAUCAAUGUACAGAGUCGCUGAUGAUUUGAAUACCACAUUUCAAUCUGAAGUUUACAGAGUAGAGAUCGGUAAUAGAGAAUCUAUUGUCAGUGGAGGCUCAAAUUUAACCCAAACUUAAAUGCUUAGAGUCAGAGGUGGUACAACUAUGAAUGAUCAAUCAACGACAAGUUUUUAACAAAUAGAUGAGAGCUCACUCUAAAUUUUGAGAGAUGUUCCUAAUGAGUACGAUGAGGAUGAAGAUGAAAGUGAUUAGUUUGGAGCUGCUAUCUUUGAAAAAAGGUAGAAUCUUUAACAAAGACUGACUCAUUAAGUAGAAAAAUCUAAUGGUAUAAAUUAUCUAUCUAUUGGGAAGACCAGCAAUAAUGAUUCAGUUUCUCGUAUUUCUGGAUUCCAACCAAUUGAAAGAGAAAUAAGUAAUUCCAUGACCUCUAAUAUAGAUUUCAACAAUGUCUAGAUUGUAUAUUAGGGAAGGCGAGAUACAGACUAAUCUGAUCAAGAAAGAGGUUCAUUUUAGUAUGGAAUCGCAGAUAGGAAUAAAGAUCUUUCAGAAUUUUAGUAAUCAAUUAUUCAAAGUGAAAACAGCGACUAUUAAAUACAACCACGAGUGGUAAAUCAUAAACGUAAUUUAGACAUCACAAUGCAAGAUCAAGACGACACUUCUUUCGUUUAAGGCUAAAGGGAUGACAGAAAUGGAAGUAACAUGAUUGAUUUAAAUGCUUUCCAAAACGAGGAUGAUCAAGAUGAUAUGUCUGAUUAAGAUUCCUUCAUUGCUUAAAAAAGGAAAGCAAUCAUGAUCAACCAAGUUGAUUGA